Molecule: messenger RNA, 2995 nt
Organism: Mobula hypostoma (lesser devil ray)
Lineage: Eukaryota; Metazoa; Chordata; Chondrichthyes; Myliobatiformes; Myliobatidae
Exons: 6
Coding region: 146-889 (247 amino acids)
Biological process (GO): regulation of vascular permeability; positive regulation of cellular extravasation
Source: RefSeq, a predicted model, not a curated record
AAAGACCAAUCAUCUUGAGUGGUGGAUGGUUGAUUGCGUUCUCAUGUAAUUUGCAGCUGUCCAUCAGCAGAUCACCCCACCCAUCCUGUUCUUCAGUAUUGUAGAAUAUUUUCUGGAGGAACUUAGCAGUUUGUAAGCUCCAGCCAUGGACCACAACAGCUACCCAAUGAAGAAACUGGGCUAUAACACAAAGGACUACAACACAAUGAAACCCAACAGCUGCAGUUCCUAUUUCAGGUACUGUCUCCUGUUCACCAGCCUCAUCCAGAUGCUGAUAAUUUUGGGGCUUGUUCUUUUCAUGACCUAUGGAAACACCUACAGCAGCCACCAAUCUCACCUUGAGACCAGUCAGAACCAGUCUGUUCAGUUGAUCAGGGAAGUCCAAAGCCAGAAAGGUGCCGUCAAAAGCCUGACGAAAAAUCUGACAAGCUGCAAUUUCAAGAAUGGCAAUCUCACAGAACAACUGAAAAUUAUGAACAAGACUAUUAAAAGAUGGAUUUCACAGAAGAAUUACACGGAUUAUUUGAAUUUACCACUCAACCGCUAUUUUGAACAAUAUUUCAGCUUGAAGAGAAACAACACUGAUCUCAAAAUUAAGCUUCAAAAGUGCAUGUUUGAUCAACAAUCGAAGGAGAGUAGGGAGAAAUGGAAAGAGGGAGAACUGUAUCCGCCAUUUAACAGAUAUUACCCGUUUAACAGAAGAACCGUCACAUCCUUUGAAUCUUCCUGCCAGGAGAACGUCAACCUCUUGCAAAAAAUGGUGGAUUUACUAAACGACCAAUUGGCAGCCAUGCGGCAGAAAGAAGCAUCCAUGGACCUGAAGCUGAAAGAACAAGAAGCCAGAUGUUGGAACUGGAGGAUGUCAGAAUAUCGUGUGAAGACACCAUGAUCAACAUGAAAUCAGAGAGAAAACCCUCAUCAGUAUCAAUACAUCCAGUGGAAUCCUCUUUUUCUGAUACUUGUGAUACACACUCUACUAUCUUCUUAGUGUCUUGUGUAGCUGUUGUUGUUCCUUUUCACGGCUUGAGAUGCAUUGGGUACCAUUUUUUUUCUGUUUCCUUAGCAUUUGUCUGUUUUUUAAAAAAAACACACAACCCAACACAUGGGCAGUGAGACUCAUUUGGAAUUAAAUUAGUGGUUUGGGAGGAGGGGGUAAAUAUUGUUAAUUUAUGUUUGGUAUAGAGGUGUGGCAUAAUGGGGUCCCAUGGGAUUAGUUUGGGAUUAUGCAGGGAUGUCAGAGAGAAGGGGGUACAGGAUUAAUUUGGGGAUGAUUCAGUAAAGUGGGAGAGAAGAGGGAAGUGGGAUUAGUUUGGAGUACCCGGAGAGCAAAGCCUUCAGCUUCGAUAAUAUCCCUGCUUCAAUCGGAGUUGUGGAAAGCCAAGGGCUAACUUUGCACGAGGUUUUUUCCCUUGAUUUAUAUGUAAUCAUGAGGAAUCAGGAACAAAUCCCAGGAUCAUGAUUUAUAAUUUAUCUGAAGUUGGACGAUACCAAUAGAAACAGUUCCUCCCAAACCUUCAUUCCAAACAAGCCAAACGAAAAGAAUUCAAAACAUCAACAUGAUUGGUCUGGGCAGUGCAAGUUGGCAAGUUGGCAAAGUACAGAUUAAGGUGCCCUUAUCUGGCCUCAGGUUACUGAUUGGACAAUCUGCAAGAGAUGGUCAGUAAUUCUGUCACAAGCAGGGCAAAAACUUGGGAAACAGAAUUCCAUUUCCAACAGCAGCCAGUGUGUGUGAUAUGCAAGGACUGGGAUAACAGGAUUCCAGUGGGUGUCGUGUGUGUGCAUAAUGCUUUCAUAACGAGACUGAGGAUUUCCUCUGUUGCAUUUGCUCAUGUGGCAAUUCCUUAGGUAUGAGAGAAAAUUGUUCAUGUUUCAAGUCAGUCUGACAUCUCAUUCUACUUUAAAGAUGGCAAACAUAAAGAAAUAAGCAAAAUAUUAAUGAAAAGAUGUUAAUCACUGUUAAAUAUUAACUAUUGAUGUUAAUCCAAAAAUAUUAACCAUCAAAUACUAACUAACAAAUGUUAAUUAAUGAAUGUAAAAUAAAGGAUUUUAACUCGGUUUUUACUCAAUGCUGGGGUGUGACAAAGUUGGGAAAGCCAACAAUUACUCCCUGUCCCUAUGUGCUCUCAGGAAAGUGCUGGUGAGUUGUCCAGAACAGCUACAGUUCUUCACAUGAAGAUCCCCCAAAUAACAAUAGUUAACCAAAAGUUAUUAACCAAAGACAGUUAAGUACAAUACGUAAUAUCUCAGUUGUUAAUUCAACCCCUGAUCUGGGAACAGGGGUAGAUGUAUUAACAAGUUUGAUCCUCUAACAGACUAAUUUUCCAUUUGGCUUGCAAAGUCUAAUUUUUAUUAUUUGUUGACACACAGCACGGAACAGGCCCUUCCAGCAGCCCCCGACUUAACCUCAGCUUAACCGCGGGACAAUUCAUAAAGACUAAUUAACCUACUAACCGGUGCGCCUUUAGGACUGUGGGAGGAAACUGAAGCAUCCGGGGAAAUCCCGCGCAUUCCACAGGGAGAACGUACAGACUCCUUAGAGAUGACGGCGGAAUUGAGCUCUGAACUCCAAUGCCACGAGCUGUAAUAGCAAUGUUCUAACUGCUGUGCUACCAUGGUGAAGUGGAAAACAGUUAUGAGAUUUAUAUUCUAUAUCAGUUCUUUGUCUAUUGCAUAUACUUACAAUAUUUCUUUAGAUAGCAAUACUAUUACGUACAAGUCUCUCAGUCCUCCAUGUACUGGACAUAGAAUCUUCACAUCCCCUCUCUAAUUAUCCUUCCCACUUCUUAUGCUGUAUCCCUCUCCCGCCUUUAAUUCUAACUGACAGGAUUUAUAUUCAAAGGAGUCUGUGGGCAGUGGAAGGGCUCCCAGGUUAACUUUGAUGACAAUUGUAGCUGGCAUUGAAGAAGUUUGGCUCCGGGCUGCCUACGGCACUGUAUUGUUCAAACCAAAGGAUUAAUAAACAAAUGCUGAAUGCCACUGUUUGCUGGAGUGUGAU